Molecule: messenger RNA, 1464 nt
Organism: Sclerotinia sclerotiorum 1980 UF-70
Lineage: Eukaryota; Fungi; Ascomycota; Leotiomycetes; Helotiales; Sclerotiniaceae
Exons: 3
Coding region: 1-1464 (487 amino acids)
Biological process (GO): positive regulation of proteasomal ubiquitin-dependent protein catabolic process; ubiquitin-dependent protein catabolic process; protein polyubiquitination
Cellular component (GO): ubiquitin ligase complex; cytoplasm
Molecular function (GO): zinc ion binding; ubiquitin conjugating enzyme binding; ubiquitin protein ligase activity
Source: RefSeq, a predicted model, not a curated record
AUGAGCACUACACCAGACCCAAGAUUUCCCGACCUUCCUGGCUUGAUCUUUGGCUUUUCUCCGUCUCAACAUCGAAGAAGCUCCAUGAAACGCCUUCUAAGUCGCUAUAACGUUCAGGUGAAGGGUAACGAUAGAAAAGAAGAAACUCUUCGGAAGCUUCUCGAACUUGAAAAGUCGCUUGGUGAAAGAGAAAAAGAAGCACUGGUGAGGUGGUUCGCCGGCGAGAAUUCAUGUAGAGCUCUAGCAGCUCUUUUAGGUGAUGCCUUGAAGCCACCGAUCACUCUAGAGAUCACUGAAAAACCAGCAGCCAAAAAAGCAAAACUCGAACCAGAAGACGAAGUUCUGUUCGCCGCAGUUAAUGAGUGUAGGAUUUGCAUGGAAACCCUAGCACCGGAAAAGUUCCCACAAAGACGCAUAGCCAGUACAUGUGCACAUCAUCCAGCGGUUUGCUGUCAAUGUCUGACCAAACAUAUCAACAUCCAAGUUCAAACAAAGGCAUCUGAUAAGAUUUUGUGCCCUGAGUGCCCGGAAAAAGUUUCCGAUGCGGAAAUAAAGAGUUAUGCAUCACCAGAAGUGUUGGAAAGGCAAUAUACUCUGUUCAUUUCUGUCAUAACCAUACUAACCUAUAAACCUAACAGAAAGGGAAGGAGAACAUUCAUUAUGUCUCUUCAACACCUCCCAAACUUUACCUUUUGCCUUAAUCCUACCUGCGAAUCAGGUCAAAUACAUAAAAGCGCCGAUCAGCCUAUGAUGACAUGUACUACGUGUAACUUUAAAACAUGCUUCAUUCACAAACUUCCAUGGCACGAAGACCUUACAUGCGCCGAAUUCGACAUUUUUAAUCAAGUCCGUGUUCGUCAAGAAGCAGCUUCCGAAGCAUGGAUUACUCAGCAUGCGAGGCUUUGUCCAAACCCAGAAUGUGGAAUGAGAAUACAGAAGAAGACUGGUUGCGAUCAUUUGGUUUGUGAUUAUUGCCUCUUCGAAUUUUGCUGGUGUUGUUGUGCCGAUUUCCGGGCAAUUAAGAGACAAGGUAAUGAUGGUCAUAAGGUAGACUGCCAAUGGCAUACGAGCAAUAAGAAUGGUAUACCUGGACAUGGAAGAAGACGUGAGCCUGCCCUAAAACAGCCUAAAGAGGCAAAGGAUCCGAAGAAAUCGAAGCAUUCGAAGAAUCCGAAACUUUCGGAUGCAGACCCAGCUUCGGAAAGAUUGAAUAUUUCGACAGGACUGAAACAAUUGGAUGAGCCAAUUAUCCCAGAGGAUAGGCAGCAUUCAAAUGCGCCAGUUGAACCACAGAAGACAGCGAAUGGGAUUGAAGUAAAUCGGCCAGAAGCUUCAGAUGAUGAUAAGCAUCCGCCUGAACCAGAUGUUCCAGAAGGUCUAAAAGAAUCAGUUGAUCCACAACAACCGAGAGAGGCAGGAGGAACAACUCAACCAAAUCCACUAAAGCGAUCUAGAGAGGAAUAA